AUGAACCAAAGUGAUGGCGCAGAAAUUGAUAUAAAUUGUCCUGAAUGUGGCCGCAUAAGACCGUCUGGAUGGUGUAAUCCUUGUGAAUUCCGUUGGAUGAACUCAGCGUUCUUAAAAAGUGGAAAUAAAUAUAUUGACCUAUUAAUUUUGCAAACGCAAAAGAAUGCAACACGCACUUGUGAUUACUUGGAGUUUAUAGAUUUUGGCAAUAUUGAGGGGUUCGAAUAUGUCGCUAAGGGUGGUUUUGGCAGUGUGUAUGAAGGGUAUUGGAUGGAAGGGCCACGAUGGGUGUGGGACGAAGUUAGUGCUGCAUGGUGCCGCAAUGGUCCGACCAAAGUAGCUCUUAAAAAACUUGAUGAUUCGCAAGAACCCUCUAUGACCUUUUUUAAGCAGCUUGAAACAUAUCAUCGUUGCCUACAAAGUGGUUCUAUGGCAGACUGUUUCGGAAUAACGAGGGAUGAAACUGGCUGCUUCAUGUUUGUUAUGCGAUACUAUGAAAACGGUAAUCUUUAUGAUUACCUUGACAGUAACAAAGGAAUAAUUAGCUGGAGAGAUAUGGUUGACAUGCUUUGGGGAAUUGCUGGUGGUCUUGAAAGAAUUCAUUCUGAAGGCCUUUUUCAUUCAAAUUUACAUGGUGGAAAUCUCCUUAUUGAGGAUGAUACAAUAUCUACCGAUGCAAAAAUCGCCGAUGUUGGACUCAAUGGACCUGCAUACCAAUCGAUCUCUUCUGAUAAAAUAAUUGGGGUCUUGCCUUUUAUCGACCCUCAGUUGACUUAUGAAAUUUGUUACGAGAAUUUGCGUCCUGAGAUAAAAUUGGGAAAUUGGAUUCAUGCAAUUUGUGAUGAUCCCAAUCCUUCUGAAAUUUCAAAUAAUUUUGGCUUAGCUGAAGAGAAAAGAUGGAAAACAAUAAAAAGGGAAAUUGAUAACAAAAAAUUAUCUAAAGAUUUGAUUCAUGAAGAUGCAAUAUAUACUAGUCGUAUUUUUGAUUUUUCUAUAUUACAAAAUUAA
Dentiscutata erythropus is the source of this 1008-nucleotide messenger RNA. The record is from the annotation of a GenBank genome assembly. NCBI's taxonomy places the organism in Eukaryota, Fungi, Glomeromycota, Glomeromycetes, Diversisporales, Gigasporaceae.